AUGGAAGCAGCAGGCCACACAGAUUCACAGGACGUCCAGAAUGCGUCCCGGCCGCCUCUAGUUGACGCCAGCAAGCAGAUCCGACUGCUAAAGGUUGAGCCUGGAGGCUUUGAUGACGAAAUCAAAUGCACAAUCUCCAGCUGCGCGCUUAGCGAAGGUUUAGAGUUCAACGCGAUAUCGUAUACAUGGGGACUGGAGCAACCUCAGAGCGACAUCUUCAUUGACGGUCUACGCUUUCCUGACAAUCUGCACGAGAAAAGCGUUCAGGUCGGAAUCAUGGGCGACGUCUACGCGCGGGCUGCCACAGUGCUUGCCUGUAUCGGUAAGAGCGACGUGGUCAGCGAUUACAUUGAGGCUGUCAUUGAUGAUAUUGAGAAGAACUUCGUCAUGCAAUGCAGCUAA
This is a messenger RNA of Microdochium trichocladiopsis, 402 nucleotides long. RefSeq lists its product as uncharacterized. The transcript is spliced from 3 exons. The record is from RefSeq and is a predicted model, not a curated record. Lineage: Eukaryota; Fungi; Ascomycota; Sordariomycetes; Xylariales; Microdochiaceae. Bases 1 to 402 code for a protein of 133 amino acids.